Molecule: messenger RNA, 2685 nt
Organism: Drosophila serrata
Lineage: Eukaryota; Metazoa; Arthropoda; Insecta; Diptera; Drosophilidae
Gene: 5PtaseI
Product: inositol polyphosphate-5-phosphatase A
Biological process (GO): phosphatidylinositol dephosphorylation
Molecular function (GO): inositol-polyphosphate 5-phosphatase activity
Source: RefSeq, a predicted model, not a curated record
UCAAUUGGAGAUAGCUAAGGAAAAGUCAAUAAAAUUGUUGCAUCGCUGGGGAAACAGGAGCAACAAAUGGAAGCAGCACAGGAAGACGGGCUCAGCACCGAUGUAUUGCUGGUCACCGCGAACGUGGGCAGCCUGUUCGAGGAUCCGGACAGACUCCUGCAGCUAUGGCUCCAUGAGUUCCUCGCGAAGGUGUCCCAUCUCCAGCCGCGAUUUCUGGCCCUGCAUCUGCAGGAAGUGGGUGGGAAGACGUACGAAAAGUCCAUGGAGUAUGUCCAGGAGUUCAUCAAAUGCCUGUGCGAUGACCCCGAAAUGGGGGCGUACACCUGCGUGCAUAUCUUCAUGGACGAGGACUUCAAGUCGGCCGAGCAUUUCACGGCGCUGGGAAGUCUCUAUUUUGUCCAUCAAGAUGUUGCUUCAUUAAAGUUAUGGAAUUUCUUAACACACAGCUGGGAAGAAAGUCUUUCUGAUAUCAAAGAUAAGCAUAUAUAUUCCGGAAACAUAGAAACCAUAGCCACCAAAGAGAAAUCGAAGUUCCCACAGCAUUUCUUUCCAGAGUGCAAAUGGUCGCGAAAGGGAUUUAUGCGAACCCGUUGGGAAAUCAAUGGGACUGUUAUCGAUCUAGUCAACAUACACUUAUUCCAUGAUGCAUCCAAUCUGGCUGCCUGUGAAAACUUUCCCUCUGUUUACUGCAAGACCAGGAGAAGAGCUCUAGUUCACACUAUUGAAAGGUUCCAUUUGGACGAACAGAAUGGCACAGUGCCAUUUUUCCUUUUUGGGGAUUUUAAUUUUAGAUGUGACACCGAAGGGGUUGUGAAAGAAUUAACUCAGAACUUGACCGCUCAUCGCGUUCAAAAUAUCAAGAAUGAGAACGAUAAAAUCCAUUAUCGAAACUCAACCGGAGACAAUGUACUUACCGUGGGAAAAAAAGAAUUUAGUCAUGCCGAUCAUCAGCUUAAGUUCAAAGAAGACUGGCUAAAGAAAUUUGACAGAGAGCUGGAGCCGCUUAAGGACGUCCUAGUCGAAUAUCCCAUUCAGUUUAUACCGUCAUAUCCCUUUGAGGAGGAUCCCGAAAUGCCCACCGAUUACAUGUCCACCCGCUGUCCGGCCUGGUGCGAUCGCAUCUUGAUGAGUCCCCAAGUCCAUGAGAUUAUACGAAACGACGAGUGGACAUACGGAAUGAUCGGUGAAGGAGUCUGCAUGGGCGACCACAAGCCUGUUUACUUAACUGUCCGUCUUAAACAAAACAAAGGUACUUAUAGAUCUUGUGAUUGCAACGACACGCAUACUACUUACGCCAAACCCAACGAAAUCUCAACAUCAACACCACCACCUCUGCCCGCAGUCAAACUGAAUUAUUAUUGUCCCUAUUCGAACAAGCUCUUUGAGGAUAUAGCCACCAGUUCCAAGCUGAUCAAUGAAACGGAGGCCCGCAAUAUGUACAAUUCCCUAAAGAUUAGUCAUAACGAGGCUGAGACUGCCGCGGAGGCGACCAAAGCGAAUUGCCCGAAUUUUCCGAAUAUUAGUAUUAACAUAAUUGACUCCGACAAUAUUUGCAUGUGCCUGUGCGCCCAUCUCUCUAGCAAUAAUCUGCAGUUCGACGAUAGUAACAAUCGAACUGGCGAGGCCAUCUGUCCCAUGUGCCGAAACAUAAUCAAAAGGCAACCGGUCGCGCAUCGAUACAAGCUGUUAUCCAAGCGCCUAAUGCUGACGCAGGAGAUCAUUAUUAACCGAAUAGACACACAGCAUCUUAGCACGGACUCUGAGCGGCUGUAUGAAGACCCGUACACGCCAGAGAGCACAGAGUCGCACUCGCCGUAUCCGGAGGUCACGAGCUCGUGCACCUCCACCUCGAGCAGUUCACGGAGUCCAUUCGACCGUAGGCUUAUGCCACAUGAUAGAAUUUCGGAAAGUAAAGUGGGGGAAUCUGAGGAGGCCACCUCACCGCCUGGCUUAGAGACGGGUGAUACCGAAAUCAGGGAGAAGUCCUCCCGGGGCACCGUAACUCCUGGCCAGCUAAAGUCCCGGCUAGAGACACUAAAGCGCUUGUCCAUCAAAGACGAGAACGACGACAGAGAUAAUGAUGAUGAUGAUGAUGAUGAGGCGGGAAGAGCGGGUGAUGUUGAUCGAGUUGAAACUCCAAACGCUGCUACGGCUCCAACGCGCAGCUCCAAACGCAAUUCUAGUGUUAUUCCUAUGUGUUGUACCAUUCACUAAUUCCAGUUUGUUGUUAUUUUGAUUUAUAUUUUGUUUUUAAGUAUUAAGUAUUUUAAGACUUGCAUUAUUUUAUAUAAUUUACUAUAGACGAAAAAUUCCCGUCUAUCUGCAUGCACACAAAGGGCGCGCGUAUUUACCAAAAACUUUGCUAGCCAAUUUAAAAAUAUUUUUUUUUUAUAACGCGCCUUGCUUUUAUUUAUAAAAUUAUUUUAUAAAUGAAUAUCGUCUAAUCUCUGCAUCCCUUUUAAGUGCAAUUAUUUUACAAAAUCAACUGGCAAAAACAUUAAUAUAAUGUUAAGUUGAUCUUAUCUUUAGUUUAUAAAUGUAAACUGUUGUUGUGUAAAUAGAUUAUAAGUACCCGAAUCUUAUGUUGGCAGUUUAAAUACGUACUAUAUGCUUUUUAAAAGUAUAAAUUGUAGCUGCAAUCAUUUUAAAAAUCUUAAGUUUACUUUUGUUCCUUUAUGUCGUAGC